This is a messenger RNA of Candidozyma auris, 1257 nucleotides long. RefSeq lists its product as uncharacterized. Gene Ontology annotation, molecular function: protein binding. The record is from RefSeq and is a predicted model, not a curated record. NCBI's taxonomy places the organism in Eukaryota, Fungi, Ascomycota, Pichiomycetes, Serinales, Metschnikowiaceae. The transcript has a single exon. Bases 1 to 1257 code for a protein of 418 amino acids.
AUGAGCCACGACGAAGAGCAGCACGAGAAUCAAGAGGAGUUUGUCGAUAUCAACGAUAUCGCCGAGGAAGUUGCAGACGACAAUGGUCCUGACCCACAAGAUGACAACGACGAUAACGACAUGGACAUGGAUGGCCACGAGAACGAAGAAAGUAUAGAGAUUGAUCUUGCCAACAACUCAUGGACGUAUUUCGACCAGCACAAGGACUCCAUCUUCACAAUUUUCGAGCAUCCAUCCUUGCCUAUGGUGGUCACUGGAGGUGGCGACAACACAGCAUACAUGUGGACGACCCACACACAGCCGCCCAGGUUUGUGGGAGAGUUGCUGGGCCACAAGGAAAGUGUGGUUUGCGGAGGAUUCACGGGAGACGGCAAGUUUGUGGUGACAGGAGACAUGAACGGGUUUAUUCAGGUGCACAAGUCCACCAAGGGAGGACAAAAGUGGGUGAAAUUCGGAGACUUGGAAGAAGUCGAGGAGGUGUUGUGGAUCACAGUGCACUCCUCAGCACCUUACUUUGCAUUUGGUGCCACUGACGGCUCGGUGUGGGUGUACCAGAUCGACGAGGAGUCGAAGUCGCUUGUUCAAAUCAUGUCUGGCUUCUCCCACACGCUAGAAUGUAAUGCUGGUGUCUUUGUGGGCACAGAAAAGACAGAUGAGUUGUUCUUGGUGACCGCUUCUGAGGAUGGGUCCAUUGUGAUGUGGAAUGGCUUCACCGGUGCUGUUCAGUAUAAGUUGCAACCACACGAUGACUUUAAGGGCGUCGAGAGCCCCUGGGUGUCGUUGAAGCUGCAUGGCGUUGUUGUUGCUGCUGGUGCUCGUGACGGGCAGUUGGCAAUCAUCAACUUGGAGACGGGGAAGAUCGUGCAGCACAUCAAGACGAUUGAGAAUGUCGAGGACAUUGCCGAUCUCUCAAUUGAGGCACUUGCGUGGUGCAAGAACAAAGCUGUUCCACUUUUGGCUGUGGGUCUUGUUUCAGGCGAUGUGCUCUUGUUUGACUCCAACCUGUGGCGGUUGAGGAGAACCCUCAAGGUGGACGACACCAUCACCAAGCUCCAGUUCAUUGGCGACCUGCCCGUGCUUGUGGGCUCGAGCAUGAACGGGAAAUUGUACAAGUGGGACGCUCGGACGGGAGACGAGUUGUUUGUUGGUGUGGGCCACAACAUGGGUGUUUUGGACUUUGCCAUUGCCGACAAUGGCAAGGCAUUGAUCACGGCUGGAGACGAGGGCGUUUCGUUGAUAUUCCGUCCAGAAGCUUAA